Messenger RNA from Pseudozyma hubeiensis SY62, 2955 nucleotides. RefSeq lists its product as hypothetical. The record is from RefSeq and is a predicted model, not a curated record. Gene Ontology annotation, biological process: negative regulation of programmed cell death; fructose 1,6-bisphosphate metabolic process; fructose 2,6-bisphosphate metabolic process. NCBI's taxonomy places the organism in Eukaryota, Fungi, Basidiomycota, Ustilaginomycetes, Ustilaginales, Ustilaginaceae. The transcript has a single exon. Gene Ontology annotation, molecular function: fructose-2,6-bisphosphate 2-phosphatase activity. Gene Ontology annotation, cellular component: cytosol. The coding region runs from base 1 to 2955 and encodes 984 amino acids.
AUGCUGAACCGUCUGCUGGUGACGCUGGUUCGUCACGGAGAAUCGCAAGACAAUCAGCAAGGGAUAUGGGCGGGCUUCAGGGAUACGCCGCUAACCGUCGACGGCGUCAAUCAGGCGAGGGCGUUGGGACAAUCCUUUGCCAAUGUGCCGCUCACAGCCAUCUACUGCAGCGACUUGAAGCGAGCAGCCAUGACAGCAGACGAGGUCCUCAAAUCCAAUCGGUCCAUCCCACCGCCCCCUUUGGUGCAGUCCAAAUCGCUGCGAGAGAUCAACUUCGGGCAAGCCGAGGGACAAAGCUAUGCGCUCGCAGAAUGGAUGCAAGGUUCGACGGGUCAUGAUGCGCGCAACUUCCGCUUCCCCGAGGGCGAAUCGCUCCAGGAGGUCAACGCGAGGGUAGCAAAGGCGGUGCGCCAGUUCAUCCUUCCACGCAUCGAAGCGCUGCGCAAGAAGCCUCCGCAACAGAAUACUGCGGCAGCUGAUCUCGUCCACAUUUGCAUCGUCGCUCACGGCAUCGCCAUCGCCGAACUGCUCCGCGUCUUUAUGGCGCUCCACGAUGCCUCGACUUCCGAUGCCUGGCCAGACCCAAAGGGCUCGUACCAACGCGUGCGUCUGGAGAAUACCGGUUGGUCUCGUCUCGAGAUAGCAGUUCCUUUUCAGGGUGACGACAAUGAUCCCUUUGUACCGGGCUCCACGUGUCCCGUCAAAUCAGACGCCGCCGCAGGUGACGCUGCAGCUCAAGCAUCGUCAUCCUCGUUAACCCGCCCCGAUGCGCAGUCAGGGUAUACCGACUUUGGCGAGUUGCAAACCGAUCUCGUGGAGGGCCCUGCCGACGCAGCAUCCAGGACGCCAAACAAGUCGGCUCUGCCUCGAUCCGAGUCUGCAGCCCGUCCGAUCUAUGUGCGCAUCCUUUGUCAGAAUCAGACCGACCAUCUUCGCACCUACAACCCGCAACAAGGUCCUGCCGCCUCGGCCGCCAAGACCGUAGCCCAUCUGGCUGGUGGUGGCGGGACAAUUGUGUCACCCGCUGGAGCCGGCUCCGGGUCUUCAGCGGCAAUAGCCAACCAAGGUGCGACCGCGUCAUCCGCAGCAACGGUCGGAAUCCCACAUUCGGCAACCCUUGCCUCCAUCGCGUCCCUCGCAGGCAGCUCACACGCACACCCCAACAUAGCAUUGAGUCCAUCAACACCCGCCGCGCCAGGCGCAUCGGCCUCGGCGAAUGGCACGCCCAAGAAUGCCACGAUCACCCCAGCGUCCACUCGCAGCCUCAGCUCUUAUGACGCUAGAAUAAUGGCGCGCGAACUUGAGCGCGCAGGUGCUGCCUCCAUGCUGGCUGGCUCUGAGGCGGGGCCGUCAGGAAGCGCAACAAGCUACUACCCCGUGUCGACAUCUUUUUCAGCCUCAACAGCCGACCGACAAGGAUCGGUCGCUGGGCAUGCUGGCAACGCCGGUGCAAACGCAAGCGCAGGCGGGUCUCAUGACCGCAGCACUUUUCCUACAUCGCCCGGCGUGAGUGGCUCGCUGGCCACAUCUCAUCAAACGAGCUCCCAGCUCGGCGCUGCCUAUUCUCAGGGCACGCCAGGGAGCUUAGCGGGUGCCGCGUCGCCGAAUCCCACGAGCGCAAAUUUCCAACCAGGCCCUGGCGCUUUGUCGGAUACAUGGCAGAUGGUGUGCAUCCGAGUCCUGCCUCUCUUCAACGGCGAAGCGCUUCGCACGAGCAUCGAGGACCUGAACGAGAUGGUCAGUCUUCACGUGCGAGACACGCUCGAUCGUGGUCAGUCUCAAGCCAUCGAAUCGCUCACCCUCGAUCUCAUCUCGCUUGCGUCGACUGGAACAUUGACCCUCAAUUCCAAAUUGCAAGGUCUUGAGGAUACGCGCCUUCUGCUCCGCUUGGUCGAGAUCUGGACCUUCUUCCUUGGCCAGGUACUGCCUUACUGCGAAGCUGCCUUCCUCCCUUUCCAGACGGAUCCAACCAUACGUAGCCUUGUGGCAGCCUCGAGCUCCCACGGCACAGCAGCGACAAAUACCUCCGGCUCGAACAGCACCGGACCCUUCAGCAAUGGCACUGCCGUCACACAGUCCAGCGCGGCGGCCAUCCUUUCGAGCGCAGGAAACACUGGCCCCGACUUUCAACGGAUCGAUGUUCGCAAGGUGCUGCUCGUCGUGUUCCGAAACCAGGUGCUCAUGCCCAUCUACAAGAGACUCUUCUACCUUUUCGCCCAUCUCACCGAGCUUGAUCCUGCGUUCUCGGCGGCAGAAGAUGCCAACACUGUCGCCGGCGGAGGCGACGACGGCAUCAAGCAAGUCUCAUUGCGCUUGUUGCAAAUGACGAGCGUCCUCGCCAGCAUACUCAGCGACGAUGAGGCGCAGGAUGCUAUGGACAGCCUCCUGCGUGCCCUCAGACUUGGAUCAAAGAGCGCUUCCAACGGUCGCCACCGCGGCACCGGUGAAGGCCAGAGUGCGCGCGCCGCCUCACCGACGCAGAAGAACAACCGUCGAGGCUGGAUGGCGCAGAAAGCUCGCAAGCACGGCACAAGUUUGGGCUCGGAAGGCGACGCGAGCGCCAUCGGCAGCAUCCACGGCCCCUCGCAUUCGUUGCAAUCAGGUUCCGAUGGUCAGAGAUCCUUGUUGACCCGACCGUGGCAUGUCCCCAACUUCAGGGAUCGUCUCGGUCCUUACUUUGGUCCAGAGAUGACAGAGGACGAGUACCUCAGCUCUUUCCAAUCGCCAGCAGGCUCUCCGGCGAUGUCGACCCCUGGACAGCCAGAAUCGACCUUCACCUCGAUCGUGGAUCGGAACGAGUCGUCAUCUGCAGCAGAUGCGAAUGCCUUGCAGAAUGGAUCGGCUGAUGACCAGCCCGACUCAACGCCGAUGGUCACACCGCGAACGGGGGUGUCGAGCGCUCUGGAUGUCAACGAGGCCGAGCCAGUCGCUGCAACUACCGCGCUGGCAGCAUGA